AUGGCCGAGGCCGCCUCGCUGCUGCCGCCGGAGGCCGCGGCGGAGCGCGACGCGCGGGAGAAGCUGUCCCUGUGGGAUCGGAGGGCCGACUCGCUGGCGCCGCUGACAGACAGGCAGACGGACUCGGUGCUGGAGCUGAAGGCGGCCGUGGAGAACCUGCCGGUGCCCGCCGAGCUCCCAAUUGAAGACUUAUGCAGCUUAUCAUCCCAGUCACUGCCCAUUGAGCUGACUUCAGUAGUUCCUGAAUCUACAGAAGACAUUCUCUUGAAGGGCUUCUCUUCCUUAGGAAUGGAAGAAGAAAGAAUCGAGACUGCACAGCAGUUUUUCUCAUGGUUUGCAAAACUGCAGACUCAGAUGGAUCAGGAUGAAGGAACUAAAUAUAGACAGAUGAGGGGUUACUUGUCUGGGUUUCAGGAGCAGUGUGAUGCUAUAUUGAAUGAUGUCAACAACGCUCUUCAGCAUCUGGAAUCAUUGCAGAAACAAUAUCUUUUUGUGUCCAAUAAGACAGGCACUCUGCAUGAAGCCUGUGAACAGCUCCUAAAGGAACAGUCGGAACUUGUUGAUCUGGCUGAAAACAUUCAACAAAAACUUUCUUAUUUUAACGAAUUGGAAACUAUUAACACAAAACUGAAUUCACCUACAUUGUCUGUGAACAGUGAAGGAUUUAUACCUAUGCUGGCCAAGUUAGAUGAUUGUAUAACGUAUAUUUCAUCUCAUCCUAAUUUUAAAGAUUAUCCUGUAUACCUACUGAAGUUUAAACAGUGUCUUUCUAAAGCUUUGCACCUCAUGAAGACAUAUACUGUGAAUACACUACAAACCCUCACAAGUCAGUUACUAAAAAGGGACCCUUCAUCAAUACCAAGUGCAGACAAUGCCUUCACGCUAUUUUAUGUAAAAUUUCGAGCUGCUGCCCCUAAAGUCAGGACUCUUCUUGAGCAAAUAGAACAGCGAUCUGAAAAAAUACCCGAAUACCAGCAACUGCUAAGUGAUAUCCACCAGUGUUAUCUUGAUCAGCGGGAGCUCCUCUUGGGCCCCAGUAUUGCCUGUACUGUCACAGAGCUAACCAGCCAAAAUAACAGAGAUCAUUGUGCCUUGGUUCGCAGUGGCUGUGCCUUUAUGGUCCAUGUAUGCCAGGAUGAGCACCAACUUUACAAUGAAUUUUUCACAAAGCCAACACCAAAAUUAGAUGAGCUUUUGGAGAAGCUGUGUAUGUCACUGUAUGAUGUCUUCAGGCCACUGAUCAUUCAUGUCAUUCACUUAGAGACUCUAUCAGAACUCUGUGGAAUUCUUAAAAAUGAAGUGCUUGAAGAUCACGUACAGAACAAUGCUGAACAACUGGGGGCAUUUGCAGCAGGAGUAAAGCAGAUGCUAGAAGAUGUACAAGAAAGGCUGGUGUACCGAACCCAUAUCUACAUUCAGACAGACAUCACAGGCUACAAACCAGCUCCUGGAGACCUGGCAUACCCUGAUAAGCUAGUCAUGAUGGAGCAAAUUGCACAGAGUUUAAAGGAUGAACAAAAGAAGGUACCCUCAGAAUCUUCAUUUUCCGAAGUUCGAUUAGAAGAAGCAGAGUCUAACAGUCUGACAAAAUCUGGUUCUACAGAAUCUCUCAAUCUUAGACCACAGAACACAAUUUCUCCAGCAGAUCUUCAUGGGAUGUGGUAUCCGACAGUUCGAAGAACUCUUGUCUGUCUCUCCAAGUUAUAUAGAUGUAUAGAUAGGGCGGUGUUCCAAGGAUUAUCACAGGAAGCAUUGUCUGCCUGCAUUCAGUCCUUAUUAGGAGCAUCAGAGUCUAUCAGCAAAAACAAGACUCAGAUUGAUGGACAACUUUUCUUAAUUAAGCACCUUUUGAUUCUUCGUGAACAAAUUGCUCCAUUUCAUACUGAAUUCACCAUUAAGGAAAUUUCCCUGGACCUCAAGAAAACUAGAGAUGCAGCAUUUAAAAUCCUGAACCCUAUGACUGUUCCGAGAUUUUUUAGGCUGAAUAGCAACAAUGCCUUGAUAGAGUUCUUGUUGGAGGGUACUCCUGAGAUCAGAGAACAUUAUCUUGACUCCAAGAAAGAUGUAGACCGGCACCUGAAGUCAGCCUGUGAGCAGUUUAUUCAGCAGCAGACCAAGCAGUUUGUAGAGCAGCUGGAGGAGUUCAUGACAAAGGUCUCAGCACUAGAAACAAUGGCCAAUCAGGGAGGCCCCAAGUACACCCUCUCCCAGCAGCCUUGGGCACAACCAGCAAAAGUCAAUGACCUUGUGGCCACUGCCUAUAAGAUACUAAAAGCAAAGUUGCCGCUGACUCUGAGAAGCAUGUCACUGUACCUGUCCAACAAAGACACUGAGUUCAUCUUGUUCAAGCCUGUCAGGAAUAAUAUUCAGCAAGUCUUCCAGAAGUUCAGUGCUCUGUUAAAGGAAGAGUUCACUCCUGAAGACAUCCAGAUAAUUGCUUGUCCUUCCAUGGAACAGCUGAACCUCCUGCUGUCGGUUUCUAAGUAAGCAAGCUAGUUGUACUGUGCAUAUUGACCUGUCCUGUAGGAGCAGGACGCCAAGGAACUCUACGUGGACUAUUCCCAAGAACCACACAGGCCUGCUGCUCGGUGCUGCCCACAGAAGGAAACCUAAGCAAAGUGUGAAAAGAUCCAUGUUCCCUUUCAAAGCAUCAAAAUGCCAAAGAUUUAUUGAUAAGCAGGGAUAGCAGCCAUGAUGAAAUGGCUGUCAGAAGUGGAAAGUUAUAAGAGGUGGCUGUGGGGGCUCACAGUGAAAUGUUUCUUCACAAAAUUGUGCAAUAAAAAUUAGGUUACAAUAGGUAACUUUAUAAAGCACAGCUAACUGGAGAGCUGCUAAGGGUAAGGUUUGCUACUGCAUGAAACACUGCAGCACUUUACCACUGAGCAUUCCACAGUGACUGGUUUUGUACUUGGAGAAAUCGUAUUUCUGUAGUCUUAAGACAAGGUUUCUCCCUGACGUUGAGGUUGAGUUACAAGCAGAUUGGUUGUUUGUGAGGCAUCUUGCUCUCCUGGGAAUUCAGGUCGUCAUCUUUCUGUGAGUUAGAUGGGAAGUAGUUGAAGGCAGAGCCUCAUGUAUGGCCCUAGCAUGUGUCUUCCUUGAACUACUGAGGUGUAGAGAAACUAGUCUCCUCACCUGGAUAGGUAUGCUCUUGCUAAUACGGAUCGUCACGGUACGGCAGGGGGUGCAUGGGAGUGACUGACUGAAAUCUGGAACCUCAAGGGGAGAAGGAAGGCUGGUGAGUGUGGGUCCCAUGGAUGGAGGGUCACACCAGCUUCUGCGGCCUUUGGUUGCAGCCAUUCUCUGAAAAGUGAACAGUCUCCUGUGUGGCUCUUCAGCCGCCUGUGUUGCGCUAGGUGCCAGCCUUGGGGAUCUGCAGGGCUGCCACAGCUGCACACAUUGCACCCACAUAUCUAAGGACGACAGCUCACAAACACUGCCCAUACUUUAAAUAUGACACCAAUCAGGGGUCUUAGAUUGUGAACAUCUGUAAAUUUUCCUAUAAAGUCCUUUCUGAAUUUGGAAUUGGAUUGGUUUUACCUCUGAUGUUAUAGUAAAUGUAGCCUCCUCCUUGGUUCAAAAAGAAUUUUGGGUUAUUUGAACCUCAGUGUGGAGGUGGGCACUGCUGACGGUUCUGUCAUGGGGCAGGUGAACCUGAUGGUUCAGUCGGCAUGACUGCAGCAGCUCCUCCCGUGCUCCGUGCAGGUCUUUGCACAGUGUGCAUGUGGGUUACCCGUUCUGAUGGAACAGCUUCCUUGUUUUUCAGCCCAGUUUAAAUUGCUGGUGGAUGUUGCUUAAUAGGGCAUCUUGGUAAGUGGGUCCAUAUGUUUUUUCUUUGCAAUGAAAUGAACGAGUAAGAGAGAUUGUACUUCUUGUUUUAAAUACAGGUGUAAUAAACUGUAAUAUCUGGUAUGUGUAUCAUA
Molecule: messenger RNA, 3920 nt
Organism: Jaculus jaculus (lesser Egyptian jerboa)
Lineage: Eukaryota; Metazoa; Chordata; Mammalia; Rodentia; Dipodidae
Gene: Cog3
Product: component of oligomeric golgi complex 3
Exons: 23
Coding region: 1-2487 (828 amino acids)
Biological process (GO): intracellular protein transport; intra-Golgi vesicle-mediated transport; Golgi organization
Cellular component (GO): cis-Golgi network; membrane; COG complex
Source: RefSeq, a predicted model, not a curated record